AAUUCCUUGACCGGAUAAGUCAACCCGAGAAUCCCAAAUCUGGAAUCCGAACGGUUCGUCUCUCGAGAUCGAUUUUGUAACCUCGUCCAGAUGGGUUCGUCGGAGAUCGAGGUAGUGACACUGGGUUCGAAGUCUCAACAGCAAAACCCUACCGGCGAUUUACCCGCCAUCACCGACGUCUUCUCCGCCUGCGUUUACGGCGAUCUCCGGCAGCUUCGGAGCUUCGUCGAACAUGGCGGUGCCUCUGUUUCUCUUCCCGACGGAAACGGCUACUACCCCCUCCAAUGGGCGUCGCUCAACAGUUUCGUCGAUGUUGUGCAGUAUAUCAUCGAGCAUGGAGGUGAUGUGAAUGCAGCUGAUCAUAUGCGACAGACAGCGUUGCAUUGGGCUGCAGUAAGGGGUUCAAUUGCUGUAGCAGAUCUUCUCUUGCAGAAUGGAGCUCGAAUUGAGGCGGCUGAUGUGAAUGGAUACAGGGGACUGCAUGUUGCUGCUCAAUAUGGACAGACAGCCUUCUUAAAUCACAUUAUUGCAAAUUAUGGGGCUGACUAUAAUGCACUAGAUAAUGAAGGGAGAAGCCCCCUUCAUUGGGCUGCUUACAAAGGAUUCACAGAUACAAUCAGGUUACUUCUUUUCAGAGAUGCAUGCCAAAAUAGACAAGACAAUAAAGGUUGUACUCCUCUGCAUUGGGCGGUAAUGAGAGAAAAUAUUGAGGCUUCUACUCUACUUGUUCAUGCUGGAACAAAGGAGGAACUAUUUUUGAAAGAUAGUGCUGGAUUCACUCCUCUUCAGCUUGCUUCUGAUAAAGGUCACCGGCAACUUGCUCUCUUCCUUUCUAAGGCAACGCAAACUCAUAGUAAUCGUGUGGACAAGAUGAUACGUGGAAAGCUGGGAGAUAAAGGCUAUGCUCCAAUUUUGUUUUGCUUAAUAGUAGUUCUUAUGGUUCUCUUCAUCAUAUCAGUAAUUACAGCUCCUGAUUUCCCAAAGGUGACUGCCACUGUUGGACUGUGGGCAUGGAUUGGUCUUACCCUUGGUUUUUGUUCUCUGAUAAUGUUAUAUCGGUGUAGCAGCAAGGAUCCAGGUUAUGUAAAAAGAGCUGAUGAACUUAAUGGACAUCAAGAUGCCAAUGAUCCGUUGAUGAGUAUCGAUUUGAACAGCUUGUCCUGGACAGGAACUUGGUCUCAGCUCUGCCCGACUUGCAAGAUAAUUCGACCAGUUCGUUCUAAGCACUGUCCUACCUGCAAACGCUGCGUUGAGCAGUUCGACCAUCACUGCCCCUGGAUUUCCAACUGUGUCGGUAAGAGGAAUAAACGCGACUUCUUGGUAUUUGUGCUGAUGGGAGCUUUGACAUCCUCCGUUGGUGGCUCGAUCGCUCUUCAAAGAAUAUGGACAGGAAUUCCAUCGGUACGAGCAGGAGAGUCAUGGAUUCACCAUAUUGCUUUCAAACAUCCCGGGGUUAUCGUCUUUCUCUUCUUCGACUCUGUCAUUUUCAUGGCUGCUACAACAUUGACGAUUCUACAGACCUAUCAGGUAGCUCGGAACAUAACAACGAACGAGAUGUCAAACAAGAGGAGGUAUAGUUACUUGCGAGGUCAAGAUGGUCGGUUUCACAACCCUUAUAACCAUGGAUGCCGGAGAAACUGCUCCGAUUUCUUCGUUCAUGGAUACACCAUGGACGACGAGGUUGCUAGAUCUCCCACGCAACUCUGAGCAUAUCUGUGAUUCAACUCUCGUGUUUAUGUUACAAAAUCAUGAACCCUAAUUCUCAUUGUUCCACACAGCAGCGUCGGCCUCAGGAUACGUAUGAUCUUGUUUGAUUUGAUUCUGUAUCGAAUUUAGCAAAUGAUACCAACAGAGCUUCGGACAAGAUUACGACUU
Molecule: messenger RNA, 1875 nt
Organism: Tarenaya hassleriana
Lineage: Eukaryota; Viridiplantae; Streptophyta; Magnoliopsida; Brassicales; Cleomaceae
Product: probable protein S-acyltransferase 23
Exons: 13
Coding region: 91-1707 (538 amino acids)
Biological process (GO): protein palmitoylation
Cellular component (GO): Golgi membrane
Molecular function (GO): protein binding; palmitoyltransferase activity
Source: RefSeq, a predicted model, not a curated record